GCGACGUACAGCGCCCGCAGUGGCAAGACCAGUGAAAUUCGCCGCAUCGGAGUGACCAAAGCACUGGAGAGACCAGACAUCAUAGCGCGCUCCACGCCUGCUUCUCACCUUCAUACCGACAUCGUCCUGAGCGAUGGCUCUCGUCCUUCUUCAAUAUUAAUCCUAUCUCUCUAUCAGGGUUCGCGCCCUCUUCCUACCAUCUGAAUAGCCUCUCUUUUCUUGCUGCGGCCGAGCGCCGCCGGAACCUCGGACCACCAUGGCCUUUCAGGUUGCAGCUAGCAUGCCGAACAUCACGGCUGUAUCUUCAGAUCUCUGGCCUUCUAUAUCGAACGUCCUCUCCGCGCCCCGGAGACAUGUUGACCGCUCUAUCUCCGGUUCUAGAGUCACCUCCAGGCCGAACACUGCUCAGCGCGGUAUUGCCACCAAAGCAGGAAAUGCAAAGGCAUCUCAACAUUUAUCGCUACCUGAAUGUCUGGGUACAGUGUCCCUGAACACGCUGAGAGCUGGCAUGACCUCUGGUGUGCCAUCACAAGUUCUAGGACGGACUUCGACAACAUGGGCUUCCCAGUCGCUCCCGCGGAUACGUCCAGGCAUGUCACAAGCUUCUCGUCAGUAUUCUAGCAUGUCUGGCUUUGGCCUCAGUCGCCUUCGACCAGUGCCUCGAGUAAAGGGUCUCCCCCAAGUUGAACAGCAACGGAGUUUUUUUGGCGGGCUAUCGACCAACAUGUUGGCACAGAAGGAGAAAACAGCGAAUAACAACCCCAGUAGCGCCAACGCCCAGAACGCGUUCUACCAAGCGCUCCUGCGCGCCAAUAUGCCUGCUAUCAUCGUGGAGCGUGUACGGAGCGGACGUUUCGCCGGCAAUGCAGCUACUGAGGCACUGUACCUGAAAGCACUGCAGCGUGUGGGUGGUGCCGAUGCGGCCUUCCCCGUUGCGCAGGCUCCAGGGCAGAAUCAAAACAUCCCUCCGGAACAGUUGCAGGCCAUCGGUCAAGCGGUUGCGGCGCGGAACUAUGGCGGCCAGAUCGGAAUGGCCACGAAGCAGACAGGCACCGGCGCCAAGGACGCUCCUCUGUACGUCGUGGUCGAAGAGUCACUAGGCAGCGCUGUGUUUCGAUGGAUCAAGUUCCUUCUCUAUUUUGGCUUCUUUACGUACAUGUCCCUCGUUCUGGUUACCAUCCUUAUCGAAACAACAGGUGUUCUGAAGAACGUCCGCGGUCCGCAGAAUAACGAAGCGCAACCUCAGCAGCAAAAAGUCCGUUUCAGCGAUGUGCACGGAUGCGACGAGGCCAAGGAUGAACUCCAAGAGCUGGUCGAGUUCCUUCUGAACCCGGAGCGAUUCUCAACUCUCGGUGGCAAGCUCCCCAAGGGUGUACUUCUGGUUGGACCUCCGGGUACCGGAAAGACCCUGCUGGCUCGUGCUGUCGCUGGAGAGGCUGGUGUGCCCUUCUUCUACAUGUCUGGAUCCGAAUUCGAUGAAGUCUAUGUGGGUGUUGGAGCUAAGCGUGUCCGUGACCUUUUCGCCCAGGCUCGUUCCAAGGCACCGGCUAUCAUCUUCAUCGACGAACUGGAUGCCAUAGGUGCCAAGAGAAACGAGCGUGACGCUGCCUACGUGAAACAGACGCUUAACCAGCUUCUGACUGAGCUCGAUGGUUUCUCCCAGACCAGCGGUGUUAUCAUUAUUGCUGCUACCAACUACCCGCAGUUGCUCGACAAGGCUCUGACUCGCCCAGGUCGUUUCGACCGCAGAGUUGUUGUCGGUCUUCCGGAUGUGCGCGGCCGUAUGGAUAUCUUGAAGCACCACAUGAAGAACGUCCAAGUCGGUACAGAUGUGGAUGUUGCCGUUAUCGCCCGUGGUACUCCUGGAUUCUCCGGUGCAGACCUGGAGAACUUGGUGAACCAGGCCGCUGUCCAUGCCAGCCGCAAUAGACAAAGCAAGGUUGGUCCUAAGGACUUUGACUGGGCCAAGGAUAAGAUCAUUAUGGGUGCGGAAGCACGCAGCCGUAUCAUCCAGGACAAGGACAAGCUCCUGACUGCGUACCACGAGGCUGGCCAUGCUCUUGUCGCCUACUUCUCGCCAUCCUCCACUCCUCUAUACAAGAUUACGAUCGUUCCGCGAGGAAUGGCAUUAGGUGUGACGCACUUCCUUCCCGAGAUGGACAUGGUUUCGAGAAACUACACGGAAUACCUGUCUGAUAUCGAUGUAUCGAUGGGUGGUAAGGCUGCGGAAGAGCUGAUCUUCGGCCCUGACAAGGUGACCAGCGGUAUCUCAGCGGAUCUUCAACAAGCUACAGAAACCGCUUUCACCCUAGUGACCCGGUUUGGUUAUUCCAAGAAACUCGGAAACGUUGAUCUCUCUACGAACUACAACAGUCUUUCGUCUGAGACCAAGCAAGAAAUCGAAGCUGAAGUGCGUCGUCUGGUGGAAGAAGGCCGCGCCCGCGCCACAAAGAUCUUGACCGAGAGGCGCAGCGAGCUGGAGACGCUCACCAAAGCGCUGAUGGAGUACGAGACGUUGACCAAGGAAGAGAUGGAGAAGGUUCUUCGCGGCGAAAAGCUCGAUAAGUUAGAGUCUAUACCCACGGCGCCAUUGAAGCUGCCCGAGGCAUUGCAAGCCCCGGGGCUGAACCCUUCCACCGCAGCUGGUGAUCCACCAACGACGGUGGAGUGAAUUUGGAAAUCCGGAUAUAUCCAUCUAUUCCCCCCUUUCUGUAUUAAAUUUACAUGUCUGAAUCAAUAUAAGAAGAAGUAAGGAAAAGAGAAAAAAGACCCAACCAACUGAAUCCGAGUCAAAUAUGUAUAUCUUCCCACGCUGUGUAUCUAAACAAACCAUUUCGAAACACUAUGACUGGUUUUUAUCAUUUCUCUCUCGCGUUUCCUACAAGUUAUGUGUUUCUUGCUCUUUAUCUAGUCUAGUUUAUUCUGGCGCGAACUACCAAGCAGGCAUUGUAUCAAUAUCAAUAUCCUAGCAAUGGCAAUUGAAACAUCAUGUGAAGAUAA
Messenger RNA from Paecilomyces variotii, 3000 nucleotides. RefSeq names its product intermembrane space AAA protease IAP-1. The coding region runs from base 257 to 2671 and encodes 804 amino acids. The record is from RefSeq and is a predicted model, not a curated record. Gene Ontology annotation, molecular function: ATP binding; ATP hydrolysis activity; ATP-dependent peptidase activity. Gene Ontology annotation, biological process: protein quality control for misfolded or incompletely synthesized proteins; mitochondrion organization. Gene Ontology annotation, cellular component: mitochondrial inner membrane. The transcript has 5 exons. NCBI's taxonomy places the organism in Eukaryota, Fungi, Ascomycota, Eurotiomycetes, Eurotiales, Thermoascaceae.